Messenger RNA from Juglans microcarpa x Juglans regia, 941 nucleotides. RefSeq lists its product as uncharacterized. Lineage: Eukaryota; Viridiplantae; Streptophyta; Magnoliopsida; Fagales; Juglandaceae. The coding region runs from base 316 to 726 and encodes 136 amino acids. The transcript is spliced from 4 exons. The record is from RefSeq and is a predicted model, not a curated record.
UUUUGCAUGGGAUGAAGGUGGAUGAAUUAAUAUUGGUGUCGACGAUGCUGAUAAAGGGCAAUAAUUGUCGGAGACUGAUCACAGUUGCAAACAAAAAAUUGACCAUGAUGUCCAAACAACAUUGGUCCAGUGUCGAAUCCAUGCAUGCAAAACAAGUUACGGCCGUAUAUUAACGGAGAAGGAAACUUGAAGAGGAAGCUUGAACAUGAAAGCUUAAAGAGGAAGCAAAGUUGGAUCUAGCAUUCGAAUACUGAUCGGAAACUGAUCAUACUCACUCCGGUGAACUGCUCCGGCAGAUUACUUUUUGGCAAUCCAAUGGUGGUCAGACUUUGGUCAAGGAACACAAUGAUUAAAAACAUGUCUGAUGUCACAAUGAAAGUGGAUGUGAUGGUGCAUCCUGGCAACUUUCCAUCAGAGGCGAGUCCAAGUGAAAUCCCAGCUGGUGAGCACAGGUAUAUCUGCUAUGCGGAUAUUGGCAUUGAAUACAAUCCGGACCGUGACUUUGAAGUGCUCGCUUACUUUGAGGGUGCCCAGGAAAAGGAUAAGAAAAGCAUAUCGCCAUCCGAGAUAAGGGAUAACGCGAGAAUUGAAUUGAACUACCUGAGCGGAACUGUCACUGCCCUUCCUAUUAAGGGAAAGAUGAUUGCAAUGAACGGAGCUGUUAUCGUCAUGAAAAGCACAGCUAGAAAGAUGAUCAAGACAUUGUGGAAAUCGGAAGAUCAUUGAUGACAGAAAGUGGUGUUUGAUUUUGUCCCGUUUAAAUAGUGAGAUGAGAUAAGAUAAGUUGAGAUGAUUUGUAAAUAAUAAUGAGAAAAGAUGGGAUAUAUAAAGUUUUAUCUCACAUCUGUAUUUAAACGGCCCGGGUUGCAUUAUGUAUACUUUCUUCUUUUAUUUUACUUAGUUGGUAUGUUGAACAUGAUCAUGAUCAGGAUUUUUCUUUA